AGCCCCUUUUGAGUGCCGCACUACAUCCUGUCUGUCUUCACUUACGUCCAGAUGGAGGGUCAGCAAACUACCGCUAAAGAAACAUUUAGAAACAUUAUUCAGACAUUUAGUUUAACAGCAGUAUACCCCCCUCGAUUUAGUUAUUUGUUGAACCUAUGCAAUUAUUUAACAGUAUUAAGUGCUGCAUCUAGCAGCCUACAGACCAUUUCGGUUUUUAUGUGCAUGAUUUUUUUAUACGAAUCUUUAAAUGUUAAUCUUGGGUUAUAAUUUUGUGUUAUGUAAAAUAUGUACCUACCCACAAUCCCAUCUGCCAUAACUGCAUAUUCAGUACAGGAUUACACUGAGUCUUAAGCCUGAUCCAAGGAGGCGUAAGGCCUGAGGCAGGGAAAUGUGGCUAUAACGAUUCCAAUUUUCAUUCCGAACACUCCAGAUGGGAUGCUAGAAUGAUCCAAUAAUCCACUGACUAGUACAGUUUGCAUUACGAAGUAUUUCAACUGUUUAUUUAUGCAUUAUACGUACACAGGCGUGUGUGUAUAUAUAAAAUUACAGCUGAGCCCUUAUGUGACACUGAUUAUGCUCCCUGUGUCACUUCCGGUGGAUGUUUUUUCCCCUACAUGGUAUAUCUGUAUUUUAAGUUUUUAUUUUAUUCUUCAAACGUGUCUUUUUAACCAUGAAUGGUAAUUAUUAGUUGUUAGCAGUGUGACUCGGUGUGAGCUGGGCCAUAGGCUGUGUGGGGGUGUUGGGCCCACUGCACGCGCUGCAGACUGGAGAAAUGCAGGCCUCUGUGUUGCCAGGGCAACCACCAUAAACAGUAAAACAAAAGCUCCCAUUGCAUUCGGUGGAGACGGACGUUCAGCAGAUUUUAAAUCCCAGGGGAGACCACACUGUGUUAGGGAGCCAUACAGGGAGAAGAUGCCUGUUAGUGCACAAUCACUCUCGUGCCAUAGUGCCCUGCCUUUGUUAAUGGGGCUGAGGCAGAACGUCACCUUCGCCAUCGACACCUCAGAGGGCAUGUACUCCGUGCUGCGCGCAGCCAAAGACCUCCUCGUUCAGACGCUGGCGGCCAAGGCAACACUCCGGGACUCUCUCUUCAACCUCAUUGGCUACUCGCACAAGGUGACAAAGUGGCGUAGCCAUAUGGUCACCUGUUGUCCUGACUUGGCCUGUGAGGCACAGGGCUGGAUCCAUGCCCUAUGCUGUACCCCGGGCAGGAAUCUUCUGGCUGCUCUGUCGGAAGCCUUAGCUGACCCUGCCUGCCAGGUAGUCCACCUACUGACCAACGGCUUGCCGGAUAACCCUCAGGAGCUUUUGCGAGAAGUUCCUCGCAUGGUGAAAACUCGUCGGGUGCACAUCUUUUAUCUGUCCGAUAAGGGCUUUCCAGACCGCAGGACACGGGAGUAUCUGCAGUGUCUCUCUCUCUCCACCGGGGGGGGUUGUCAUGUCCUCUCCCUCUGCUCUUCAGGUGCUGUAGAGGUAAGGCAUCUGUACUUGAAAGAAUGCUGUCCCACAAUGUCGAGAGCCACUGAUGUUAAGUACUGCAGUGCAGCUGGCGCUCAUAACACCCCCCCGUCCUGGGAGCCACACGUGUGUCUGUCUCACCUUCCCCGCAGGUGGACAUCCCCGGUUUCUACUUGUCACAUGUAUUCCUGUGACCUGCAGAGGCGCUGCCUGAGCAGCCCAGAGUUAGCGACAGGGAGUCGUGUGCUAGCGCAGAGAGAGCUGGACGGAUUUUACUACCUGGGCACGAUAAAAGACAUAGUACAGGGCAGAAGAGGCGUGUUCUUGGUUGAGUUUGACAGGCCGACAUGCAAGGGAGCCCCGUGCGAGAGCCUGUCCCUACAGCAUGCCAGUCUGACUAACAUUGUCCCUCACGUGGAGGCGCACCAGCACUGCCUACGCCCCGGGGACAAGGUGCUGGCCCCCAGCGAUGAGCAGCUCAGCCGAUAUGAACCGGGCAGCGUACUCCUUGGGGAGGAGCUCAGGAACCCGCUUGGUGCGAGAAAUAUGAAUAGUCUCCAGGUGUUGUUCUGGAACGGACGGCAAGCCAUGGUACCAGGGGAUCUGGCAGUGUGGAUUUCGCCUUCCCUGUACGAGCGGAUUGUGAGAGAACUGCAGUGGUCCCCGCCAGGAAUCCCAAGAAGGUGUUUCCCGGGACAGUGCCGCCAUGGUGACAUGUGUCACCCACCCUGGCCGUCUCACAACUUUAGCUGCAGCCCGGGUUGCCCCUUUCCUGCUUCCCCGUUCAGCUGCCCAUGCAGGCAGUGGAGGCCUCUUCCCUUGUCCACGUGUCAUGUGAUCAGCCUCAGAGAUGAACGAGACGAAAUGCCCUGGGAGGACCUGGAGAGGAAGGUGGACUUCCAACUGAAGGAGCUUCAGGAGGAGAGGAAAAUUCCUUCCUCCUUCUAUUCACACUCAUCUGGGGGCAACAGUGAAGCUUCAGAUGGAGCUUUAAAGUCUUCUGGAGUGGAGAUGGUGAGCCAGGCAACCAACACUGACCUGUGUCUCCCGCAAAAGCCAAGUUCAGCAUCACCAGGACGACCUCAGUGGAAGUACUGGAGAAGAAGUCAGACUGAACCCCAGCGCAAACUGUCCAGUGUCCCUGUGCACAGUAGCCUGAGGAAGAAAACUUUCAAUGCAAAUCGAAAGUCCGAGAAUGGAACGGAGAGCUCGACCAAUCACAGCUCGCUUUUUCAACCAGUCCCAGUUUCUGGUCGAACAAGAACCACGGUAAAGGAUGCGAUAGGUCAGAGUGACAUCGCAGAGUGCGGCUUCAGCUAGCCCGCACUGCUGAAACUGUUUGUGUUGGACAAUGGUGAGAUCUAAUCAGCUGACUGAAACUGGCAAACGUGAUUGUGCUGCUAUUACCAGAUGUUUCUGCAUCGCAUUUAAGGUUUCAGUCUUUCAGUCACGAUUGUUUUUCAAAUUAUGUACAAGGCUUUUUGAAUGAAUAAACAUGUCAGAAGUCAGUAAGGUAAUAAGGUUUUGAAAUGUUAUUGUAAUGGGUGGGUUUAAUGUGCUCAUUCAGGGAUUAAUACAAUAAAUUUCACAUAUCUUUUGUAAACAUGUCUGCCUUUUGUAUAUUAAUAUCUGCUAGAUAUUAGGCUUCUAUUUAAUAUUAUCCAGACCAAUGAAUAAAAUGUUUCUCUUGCGGCUCCAAUAAGAUGGAC
Brienomyrus brachyistius is the source of this 3167-nucleotide messenger RNA. It is a transcript of the gene c13h11orf16, whose product is annotated as chromosome 13 C11orf16 homolog. The record is from RefSeq and is a predicted model, not a curated record. Lineage: Eukaryota; Metazoa; Chordata; Actinopteri; Osteoglossiformes; Mormyridae. The coding region runs from base 913 to 2778 and encodes 621 amino acids. The transcript is spliced from 8 exons.